Molecule: messenger RNA, 574 nt
Organism: Triplophysa rosa
Lineage: Eukaryota; Metazoa; Chordata; Actinopteri; Cypriniformes; Nemacheilidae
Gene: bloc1s2
Product: biogenesis of lysosomal organelles complex-1, subunit 2
Exons: 4
Coding region: 17-559 (180 amino acids)
Biological process (GO): endosomal transport; lysosome localization
Cellular component (GO): BORC complex; BLOC-1 complex; gamma-tubulin complex
Molecular function (GO): gamma-tubulin binding
Source: RefSeq, a predicted model, not a curated record
AUCAUGUGAGAGGAAAAUGGCUGCUACGGGGGAGGAGGCCGCUGCGAUGGACAACAUCAGUAGAGUACCUGCACCUCCGACCGACCUGAACCUCUCAACUGAGCCCGAUCAGAGGAGGGAUGCGGGUGGGACAGAGAACCAGGCGCCUGCACCAAAAAGAUCCAGUAAUAACAAUGAUGGAGGUGUGGAAACAGCAGAAGAGGCUACUGAGCCUGCUGAACCAGACAUCAAUGAGCUCUGCAGAGACAUGUUUGAGAAGAUGGCAGUAUUUUUACAAGGAGAGCUUACUGCCACCUGUGAAGACUAUAAACUGCUGGAGAACAUGAACAAGCUCACCAGUCUAAAGUACAUGGAGAUGAAGGACAUAUCAAUCAACAUCAGCCGCAAUCUGCAAGACCUCAAUCAGAAAUAUGCCAGUUUGCAGCCCUACUUGGAUCAGAUUAACCAGAUCGAGGAGCAGGUUACAGCUCUGGAACAGGCUGCUUAUAAACUAGACACAUAUUCAAAGAAACUGGGUAUGUAUAUAAUGCGUUUAAUACAUAAAUGUACUGCAAUGUGAUAAUCUCCGUAUUUA